CGCCGAAGACACUAAAGCUGCGUCAUUCCUUCUAGCUAGGUCUGACAUAUGUUUGGAUAAAAAUAUGAAUAUACUGUUUGGAAGGUGCCAUGUCAUCAGGCGGCUAAUAUCAUAUGUUGAAAGUUAUUUCGAGUUUGAACAAUUGCACUUUUGAUGUGGGAUGCGUUUAAAUAUCUAUGCAGUUUUAUCUAUGCAACCACAGUGUCGUUGCUGUUAUUCGUCAGUUGAUGCCAAAUUUGUUCUGUACCUUGGAUUUGUCCCAUUGCAGCUGCUUCCAACGAGCAAAAAUUUUGCCAUAGUACAAGCCGAGAGCCUCCAAUGCCUUUAACAAAUUAUCCAACAUGGUGAAAGCUUUUCUGGAGAUAAUUCGUUGGAGCGGUAUUUUAGUGGUUUGCACUGCCAGUUCGAAAUCAAGCGGGCCAAAUGGGCUGGCCGCGUUGCCUAAUUUCAAGAUUGAAAUGUACGUCAUUGUUGACAAAGCACUCACCAACCACCUCAGCAAUGACCACGCAGCAGUCGAGAAUUAUGUAAAAAAGAUUAUAACGGAGGUAAACAAGAUCCUGGCGUAUCUUGAACCUCCUGGCUCUAUCAGUUUAACAGGAAUUAAGACUUAUUACUGGGGAGAAGAAGUUUAUUUUGCUACGACAACUGAAGGAGCCGUAUUGGGAGACGAAACAUUGAAGAAGCUUUUGUUGUACGCACGACCACGUACGAUAAUUUGGACGGCCGAUUUGUUGAUGCUUUUGACAAGACGAGAAUUGGUUCUUCGACAAGAAACGGUGACUUCUAUAAAUGGGAUCGCUAUAGUGGCCGGAGCCUGCAGCAUUCACAAAUUGAUGGUUGUUUCGGAUGUAAAAGGACUAUAUACUACUUAUCUCACCACAGCCCAUGAAAUUGGACACUUGCUUGGAUCACAUCAUGACGGUGACAAAACAUCAAAGGCCUGCCAAGAUAAUAAUUAUAUAAUGGCCACCGAUAUGGCAUACGCGAAGCCUUUCUACUCUUACUGUACCAAAGCUGCUAUUAAUGAAUUUUUGCGCACCCCCAAGGCUAAGUGCUUGUUCCAAGAGGACUACGUACCAGCCAUAACGACCGAUCCAAAACGUGAAGAAGAAAGAGCUGCAAAUUGUAACAAGUACUUGUCUGUGGGCGAGAAACUCCUGGGUACUGAGACGUACGGAUGGUGCUCGUUUUCUUGCUACAGUGACCAGUCGUCUUCAUUUGUCCUUGAUGAAAAGGAUGGUACACCCUGCUACGAAAAAGAUCCCUCAAAGAAGUGCCGGAACGGGACUUGCGCGAAAGAGGUACUGCCACCAACUGAAACAAAUCAGAAGGAAAAAGAUCAGAAGGAAGAAGUUUGCGGAAGGAGACAGGAGAAGUGUAGGAUCGUCGAGCGGGUCCAGAGGAGCAAGGUCGAGCGUCAGGACUAUUCAGUGGGCACGCUGAAGGGAGGCCGAGAUUGGAAGUUUGAAUGA
Messenger RNA from Dermacentor silvarum, 1475 nucleotides. Its product is annotated as venom metalloproteinase antarease-like TpachMP_A. Gene Ontology annotation, molecular function: metalloendopeptidase activity. NCBI's taxonomy places the organism in Eukaryota, Metazoa, Arthropoda, Arachnida, Ixodida, Ixodidae. The record is from RefSeq and is a predicted model, not a curated record. The transcript has 12 exons. The coding region runs from base 342 to 1475 and encodes 377 amino acids. Gene Ontology annotation, biological process: proteolysis.